Molecule: messenger RNA, 1425 nt
Organism: Purpureocillium takamizusanense
Lineage: Eukaryota; Fungi; Ascomycota; Sordariomycetes; Hypocreales; Ophiocordycipitaceae
Exons: 1
Coding region: 41-1234 (397 amino acids)
Molecular function (GO): oxidoreductase activity
Source: RefSeq, a predicted model, not a curated record
CUGCCUGUAAAAUACGAGACCGCAUCCUCACCUGUUGACAAUGGCUACCUCUGUCGCGUCGCUGCAUGUUCCUUCUCUAAAGACUUUCAACUCCGAAAGCUCCGCUGUCACCUUUGAGCCCUUCGAUCUUCCUUCCUCCAAUCAACGCCUGUUAGGGCCUCCCCAUCCACCAAAUACGCAGAGUCCGCUUGCCUUGCGUCCAUCUCAAGACAUCACGUCGCUCGACAGCAUAGUGUCGGCUAUAGAAGCCCUGGAACGCGACAAAACGCUGACUAGGCUCCUCGCCAAGCACGGCACCAUCCUUUUCCGAGACCUUCCCAUCCGCGACGCAGACGACUUUAGCAAGUUCGCGCAUGCCUUUGCCUACAAGCCGCACGAGAUAAUUGGGAUCGUGGUGGAUCGCCCGCUACUCGCGCCCAACGUCGCGCCCGCCAACGAGGCGCCUAAGGAAGUCCGAAUCUACAACCACAACGAGUCACCUCAAGUGCCUCAUGCUCCGGAAUACAUCUUCUUCUACGCCCAUAAAGCACCUGAAAAGGGUGGGGAGACCCCCAUUUCCUCUAGCCUCGAGCUCUUCCAUCGCGCCCAGGCAGAAAUUCCCGAGUUCAUCAACCUUCUUGCCGAAAAAGGCAUCCUGAGCAAGGUAACAUACCGCGCGGAAAGGCAGUACGCCGGCGGGUCUACAUUAAAAGAGGCGUUCGGCAAGGAAAUUUUAGAUGAUGAUGAUGAAGACACGAAACGAAAGAAGAUCGAGGCCCAGAUUGCGCGAUAUGGACGAGGCGAGCAUACGACGUGGGAGUGGAUCGACGACGAGGCUGGGAAAGGGUUGGUCCUGACGCAUCGCUUGCCGGCGAUUCGAACGCAGGCCGGGACAAAUUUGCCGACCUUGUUCACAGGCUUGGCGGCAUACUACAAGAAUACGCUGGAAGUGCGCAAUGAAACCGGCGCGGGGAGGAAAUACGCCGCUCAGCAGUAUUUCGGCGAUGGGACGCCGAUUCCGCAAGAGUAUCUGGCCCACUUGGCCAAGAUCACGGAUGAGAUCCGGGUUCUGCACAGAUGGAAAGAGGGGGAUGUUCUUGUCUACGAUAAUGUCAUUGCCCAGCACGGAAGAGAGCCAUGGGAAGGACAUCAGUCGGAUCGAGUUGUCUUAGCGAGCCUAUUUGAUGGGGAGAGAGUACCCGGUGCCUAUGGCUUCGGGAACUGGGCUCAGGUAGUGCAGGCAUCGGAGGGAUAGGACAAAUGUCUGCGUCUGGAGGCCAUGGAACCUUUUCCUUUUGUGGACAUGGCCUGUUGUGUUGUUGGUUCACGAGCAGGGGAGACUGUGAUCUGCGUGGCCCAUUCAUCUGACGUGUGUUCAAAGUUGUGUCUGACUGAUAACACGUAGGUUUAGUGCGUAAUCGUAUAUUGGCUGUCUCGCAUUAUUGC